GCGCCGCCUCCGAGACCGGGACCUCCGAGCCGGGCAGGAUCACCCAGACGCGGAUCAGCCGGACCAGCCGGAAGACGCAGAAGGGUCCAGAGGUGCAGGACGGCGACUCUCUCUCCGCCGCCGAGCCGCCGCUUGAUGGUGCUGCUAGGACUCGCGGGGAGCACGCGCAGCACGGAGCGGACCGCGGCCAGCAGGAUGCUGCCGGGGAGGCACCCCACCGCUGUGCGACCUGCGGGGCGGCCUUCAGGAGGGCGGCUCUCCUCCGGGCACACAUGCGGACCCAUGCCGCCGAUAAACUGGACAGCGGUGAACACUGCGGCGUCAGUCCAGCAAGCACUCUCAUAGGUGACAGACCCUUCAACUGCCAGACUUGCGGGCAACGGUUCACUUACAGUUCCAAUCUCCGUGUGCACAUGAGAACUCACACAGGUGACAGACCCUUCAACUGCCAGACUUGCGG
This is a messenger RNA of Frankliniella occidentalis (western flower thrips), 460 nucleotides long. Its product is annotated as zinc finger protein 226-like. Gene Ontology annotation, molecular function: DNA-binding transcription factor activity, RNA polymerase II-specific; RNA polymerase II cis-regulatory region sequence-specific DNA binding. The annotation marks the transcript as partial. The transcript is spliced from 2 exons. Gene Ontology annotation, cellular component: nucleus. Lineage: Eukaryota; Metazoa; Arthropoda; Insecta; Thysanoptera; Thripidae. Gene Ontology annotation, biological process: regulation of transcription by RNA polymerase II. The record is from RefSeq and is a predicted model, not a curated record.